GGCUCGCGGCCGGCGUGCUCUGGCUGGCUGGAGCUGCGGCGCCUUCCGCGUGGCCCCGGAAGGACACAGGGCGGAAGGCGGGAGAGGGAAGCAGCCGGCCGCGGAGGAAGCCCGAGGGGGCGGCUGCGUGCGGACCAGACGCCUGUAGAGCAGUGAGCCUCCAGACGCCGGCUCUGCGCCCACCGGCGGCCUCUCCCUUCGCGCUUUCCGGGAGCCUGCGGGAGCGAGUGCGCCUGCGCGCCGGCCCCUCCGAGUGCCUCGCCGCUGUCCUCGCGCCGGCCGGCGGCCCGACGGUUCCUGUGGCACUUCCCGCCCGGCUUCUAGGCUCGGCAUCGCACGGGCGGGCGACAUGUCGCGGCGGCGGCACAGCGACGAGAACGAUGGUGGACAGCCACACAAAAGGAGAAAGACUUCUGAUGCAAAUGAAACUGAAGAUCAUUUGGAAUCUUUAAUAUGCAAAGUAGGAGAAAAGAGUGCCUGCUCUUUGGAGAGCAACUUAGAAGGCUUGGCUGGUGUUUUGGAAGCCGAUCUUCCUAACUACAAGAGCAAGAUCUUAAGACUUCUUUGUACAGUUGCACGUCUGUUACCUGAGAAGCUGACAAUUUAUACAACAUUAGUUGGACUGCUAAAUGCCAGGAAUUACAACUUUGGAGGAGAAUUUGUAGAAGCCAUGAUUCGUCAACUUAAAGAAUCAUUGAAAGCAAACAAUUAUAAUGAAGCUGUAUAUUUGGUCCGUUUUUUAUCUGAUCUUGUGAAUUGUCAUGUGAUUGCUGCCCCAUCAAUGGUUGCCAUGUUUGAAAAUUUUGUAAGUGUAACUCAGGAAGAAGAUGUGCCUCAGGUGCGACGGGAUUGGUAUGUGUAUGCAUUUCUGUCAUCUUUGCCCUGGGUUGGAAAGGAGUUGUACGAAAAGAAAGAUGCAGAGAUGGACCGCAUCUUUGCCAACACUGAAAGCUAUCUUAAGAGACGCCAAAAGACUCAUGUGCCCAUGUUACAGGUUUGGACUGCUGAUAAACCACAUCCACAAGAAGAGUAUUUAGAUUGCCUGUGGGCCCAGAUUCAGAAAUUGAAAAAGGAUUGCUGGCAGGAACGGCACAUCCUAAGACCUUAUCUUGCCUUUGAUAGCAUCCUCUGUGAAGCAUUACAGCACAAUCUGCCUCCUUUUACACCACCUCCUCACACUGAGGAUUCAGUGUACCCAAUGCCAAGGGUCAUCUUCAGAAUGUUCGAUUACACAGAUGAUCCUGAGGGUCCUGUUAUGCCAGGGAGUCAUUCAGUGGAGAGAUUUGUUAUAGAAGAGAAUCUUCACUGUAUCAUUAAGUCCCACUGGAAGGAAAGGAAGACUUGUGCUGCACAACUAGUGAGCUAUCCAGGGAAGAACAAGAUCCCCUUGAAUUAUCACAUAGUGGAGGUGAUCUUCGCAGAACUAUUUCAACUUCCAGCACCCCCUCACAUUGACGUGAUGUACACAACACUUCUCAUUGAACUGUGCAAACUUCAGCCUGGCUCCCUACCCCAAGUUCUUGCACAGGCAACUGAAAUGCUAUACAUGCGUUUGGACACAAUGAAUACUACAUGUGUAGACAGGUUUAUUAAUUGGUUUUCUCAUCAUCUAAGUAACUUUCAGUUCCGCUGGAGCUGGGAAGAUUGGUCAGAUUGUCUUACUCAAGAUCUUGAAAGUCCCAAACCAAAGUUUGUAAGAGAAGUUCUAGAAAAAUGUAUGAGGUUGUCUUACCAUCAGCGUAUAUUAGAUAUUGUUCCUCCUACCUUCUCAGCUCUAUGUCCUGCAAACCCAACCUGCAUUUACAAGUAUGGAGAUGAAAGUAGCAAUUCUCUUCCUGGACAUUCCGUGGCCCUCUGUUUAGCUGUUGCCUUUAAAAGUAAAGCAACCAAUGAUGAAAUCUUCAGCAUUUUGAAAGAUGUACCAAAUCCUAACCAGGAUGAUGAUGAUGAUGAAGGAUUUAGUUUUAACCCAUUGAAAAUAGAGGUCUUUGUACAGACUCUGCUACAUUUGGCAGCCAAAUCAUUCAGCCACUCCUUCAGUGCUCUUGCAAAGUUUCAUGAAGUCUUCAAAACUCUAGCAGAAAGUGAUGAGGGGAAGUUACAUGUGCUAAGAGUUAUGUUUGAGGUUUGGAGGAACCAUCCACAGAUGAUUGCUGUCCUCGUGGAUAAGAUGAUUCGUACACAGAUUGUUGACUGUGCUGCAGUAGCAAAUUGGAUCUUCUCCUCAGAACUGUCUCGUGACUUUACUAGACUGUUUGUUUGGGAAAUCUUACACUCUACAAUUCGUAAGAUGAACAAACAUGUUCUCAAGAUCCAAAAAGAGCUAGAAGAAGCUAAAGAGAAACUGGCAAGGCAACACAAACGGCGAAGUGAUGAUGAUGACAGAAGCAGCGACAGGAAAGAUGGGGCCCUUGAGGAGCAGAUAGAAAGGCUGCAGGAGAAAGUGGAGUCUGCGCAGAGUGAGCAGAAGAAUCUCUUCCUCGUCAUAUUUCAGCGUUUUAUCAUGAUCUUGACUGAGCACUUAGUACGAUGUGAAACCGAUGGAACCAGUGUAUUGACGCCAUGGUAUAAGAACUGUAUAGAAAGGCUCCAGCAGAUCUUCCUGCAGCAUCAUCAGAUAAUCCAGCAAUAUAUGGUGACCCUGGAGAACCUUCUCUUCACUGCUGAAUUAGACCCUCAUAUCCUGGCUGUGUUCCAGCAGUUCUGUGCUCUGCAGGCCUAAGGGUCGGAUUUUUUUUCCCCUCAUGUCAAGAUUUUUUUUUUUUUAAUAUCUUAAAAUAAUUUCUCUUAUUUUUGAUGGUUUGAAGGCUUGGUUUCUUGUAAUAAAUAGCCUUCUCUUCUUAAAGGAAACAAAGGGGAAGAAGGACAAUGAGGAAUAUGAAACUACCUUUAAUUUCCCUUAAAAAGCAAAUAUUUCUUAAUGAUAACAAUGUGACAAUGACCAUGAUGUAUUAUAUAUGUGAUAGAUACAACUUUUCUGUGAUCAUUUGAUAUGUUUUCUCCUUAGGGCACAAAGCAACAGGUCUGAGGUAUGUGAAACACUAGUGGUCAAUCUUACGUUAUAAAGUAGUAAAUAGGACUGAUGGGUUUAUUACCAGUUAGCAUAGCUUUUCACAGCUCAUGGAUAACCUUGACAUGGCUGAAAUAAAACUAAAAGUAUGUUUUUUAAACUUUGGUUAUUUCAUGAUUUAUCAUCUUAGUUUAUUUUAAAAUUAAUGAUAAGGCAUCUUACCUCCGAUUGAAAUAGUCCUCAAAAUAUUUUUAAGUAUUUUAAAAUAACUAUUUCUUAGUAUGUAAAAUAGUUUUACCACUAUUUCGACUGGUGGUACCCAGACUUGUCCAUACCAAGUUCCUGGGAAUCUUUGAAGUUUCUUUAAAACUUAAAACCACAAUCUCCAGAGGUAGAAGAUGAACAUCAUUAGUUAUUAAAGCACCCCAGGUGAUUCUAGGUUGGGGAACCAUGAUCUUAGAGCAUCUGGUCAUUGCCUGCAGCCUCAGAGGGAUUUGUCCAAGAUCAUGUAGAGAGCCACAUGCUAAAAUGGAACUGGACAUAGAUUAGCUAAAACUAUACUUGGAAUUAGAUGUCAGCUUGGGUUUUGUCUCUGUGUAUCCUGAUUCAAAUAACUAAUUCCUGAGCUUUUUUUCCUAUGUGGUAUUAAGACUUUAAAAGAUAAGAUCAUAUUGUAAAAUAAUGUAUUUGAUUAUAAGAAAUUCUCUGACAUUUCAAAUUUCUGGGAUUUUAGACUUUUUUCACUAAAACAGUAAUAAUCCUACAAUUACUGGUAAUAUUUUUGUGCAUUUGCACAAUAGAGUAAUUUUUUAAACUUACUACUUCCUAAGUGUAUGAUGCAUUGAGCAUUUUCCAGUUUGAUAUAUGGUCAUGUUGGUUUGCCAUACAUUUUGGUGGCUACAAAACCUAAGUCUACUUAAUGGGAAUUCCUAGGAUUUUAAAUACCAUACUAUUUAAGGAAGGAUAUCUUAUGUAUACUGUUAUUCCUUCCUAUUGCUUAACCACAGCACACAUUAUGUCUUUUGAAAUGGCUUCUGUGCAAAAGAAGUCAAUGGGGUAACCUUUAAGGCAUUGAUGACUUUAUUUGACCUUAAACUGCUUUGUAAUAUUUUCACAUUGCCUAGCAAAGGUUAGUUAUACUUGAUCCACAUUCUAGAGCCAUUUGUAGGUUUUCAUUUCCUUUCUUUUGAUCCUCCUUUCAUGUUACAAUGGUUGCUUCUAAUACUUCUUCAUGGGUGGAACUGUGCUCUGUCCGGUCCAACAGUUAUGCAUACGGAAAAACUGAACUAGGGACUGAAUUUUGAAGAAAUAAAGGUGCAAGAGCAAACAUUCAGCACUUGCGUUCCCCACUAAGGAAGCUCACACAGACAAAAGGAUGGCGUGCCACUGUACCUCCUACCUUGCAAUGAGUCAAUAUUCUAUUCAAUUAUACUGGUACCAUUUAAAAUAUAUUUGUCAAUAUACUGACAACAUAUACUGUUUUCCUAAAAUACAGUUAGACCUGAAAGUGAAAGAUGAGGAGAAGCCUUGCCAACCUGGGUAGAUACUGGGAUACCAGGAUUCUCUUAAAUUGAUGAAGGAAAGGAUGAAUAGAGGCAAACCUCUGCUAGACAAAUGUUGGCCUGGUGCUGGAUUCGCUGUAUUAAAUCCUUCCAGCAGUGCUCUGAAAGACCAUUAUGCCUCCCUUCACAGAUGGAGAAGUUUGCCCAAGGUGUCCACAGCCGGGAAUGGAAUUUGUACUUGACUUCAUCUGGCCUCAAGAGCUCUUUAUCCUCCACAGUGCAGUAAUGCUCUUAGCAGCAGCCUGAACUGCUAGUUACUCUGUUGUCAAAGGAGAAGCUUUUUUCCACUCUCAGAAAUCUGGAUGCCCUUUCAGAAUCAAUUUUACUGAGCUAUAAUUUUUUAGCAUAGCACAUAUGAAAAGUCAAUACUUGAAAAAUACAUUGAGCAUUUAUUUUUAUUAUGUAGAUAACAAUUAGUAGUUAUAGUCUCAAGCACCUAAUUACUUGAGUCUGACUUGUUUUGACUUUGGCCUUUCUCCAAGCAGACCUAGAGAAAAAAGUGGAAAUGUAUGAACUUUACUUACAGUAGCAGGAUAAAAAGUCAUGUCAAACAAUUUGAAAAAUAUCCAGUUUCUCUCAAUUUGAAUUUUUCAAUAAUGAUUCAUAGAUCCUGUAGUCAAACUACUUGAUGAUCCUUUUAACAAGAUUCAGGGAAAACCUGACUAGCCAAACUUAAUCCAAAUAUUUGGGAUAAAGCAUGGAAGGUAAAUAAGAAGUGCUAAAUAAGUAGCAAGCUGCCUUCCCUCCUGGGAUUAAAUAAGAAUACCUGUAAGGCACUCAGCAGUACUUAGGAUAAACUUAUUAAGUAGCUAUCUUCCAUUUUAAUUCAGCAUUUGAGAAGAGCUGUCUGUCUGAUCACUAAUGCAGAGGUCUAUAGUAGUAAGCCCUUAGCAAACAGAAAACAUGACCAGACUGCUACAAUUUGUUUAUUCCUGCUGUUAGGACUUCUUCCAGCAUUGGCUCCUCGCUGCCUCACAGUCCUAGACAUAGAAGUAGUCCUUAAAAACCUGACACGCUUGUACAGCAGUACACCACCAUCCCUGUUUCUUGGACUGAGUCCAGUUCAGUUGGCUUUGGCCUUUAUUGAAGGCUCUUCCUUCUGCCCCAGUGGAGGGUUUGUUUUGUUCUCUUGUUCCUCAAUUUGCAGCUCUAACCUGCCACUUUGAACCUACUCUACAUAUACCUCCUGCAGACCUGAUAUGCUGCCCUCAACCAGACCAGCUGGAACUUAACUUGCUUUAAGCCAUACAUCUGUUAUUACUCUGGAAACAUUUAUACAAGUGUAUCAUCUAUGAAGACUACAUUGUGGUGAAUUCUGAAUAAAUCCAAUCUAAUUUCCUUUAUUUAAAUAUAAAAUUCUGUUAAAAAAAUGUCAGUGAACUAAAAAUCACAUUUUUUCAUAUGUCAGUUCAUGGCCACACACAGUACAAGUCUUGCGGUACAUGUCAUCUUCUAAGUUUUCUUCUGGUCCGUACUCAUGUUGAUGAGCAAUCAUUUCUCUUUUCCAUACACUGCUUCUUACUGCCCGCCGCAAUUCUAAGAAAAAAAUAAAGGUUUUUCAGCUGAACCCAAAAAUAAAUCCAAUCAGACUUUCAGCCAUAUUUGUGUAUUUAAACCAUAUAUUUUAAUAUUAUGACAAACAUCAAAGUUGAUUUCACAAACUUUGCAAGCUUUCUUACUUCACCUGUGUGGCUUGACACAUCAAGUGGUUGCUGGAGUAGUAUGAAAUGAGAGGUUCAGAAACAGGCAUGUGGGUUAGAAUUACAGCAAAGGAGAAACAAGAAGUGACGUCUGACUUGGGGAAAGGAUGCCACAGCAGGAAAGGGGGGUGUCUUUUAACCCAUGUUCACAAGUCAGGAGGCUCUUCUAAGAGGCAAGGCAUGUUUUUGCAAGAAAACUAGAAAGCCGAGAACUAUCACUAAAACUCAAGUGUUUUCAUCUUGGAAAAACUGCAAUUGACCACAUGUCUAUUAAAAAUUCUUUAUUUAUAAAAGUGACAGCAUUUGUUUUUGGGGAGGAGUUGCCAAUAACUACCACAAAGUACAACCUAAAAAUAAGAAUCACAGAGUAUAAAGAGCAGGAGAACACUUGAGUUUUUUUGUUGUUGUUGUUUUUUACCUCAUUUUAUUUUGCAGGUGGGGAAAUGUGAACCCAGGUUGUCUUAUUCCAGUGUUCUUUUUGUACUACAUCAUACAUCAUGUAUAAGUCAUUUUACCAAAAAAAAAAAAUUUUUAAAGUAACUUAAGGCUAUCAUUUUUUAGAAGUUCACAUUGCAUAUUACCUGAGGAAACCCCUUAGUAUUCCAUUUCAAAUGAAUAAGCUGGUAACUUAUCAGUUUCUAAUAUAAUGAAUAAAAAGCAGCACUAUAAUUGUUUAUAUUUCUGUUCUCACCAGUGAUCCAACCAGCUCAUCACUGUCUUUGACAGUGGUACCACCUACCUAAAGGAGUUUGGGAGCUGUCUUUUAUAAUUUCAGCCAUAAAAAUAAACAUCUAU
Molecule: messenger RNA, 7067 nt
Organism: Sciurus carolinensis (gray squirrel)
Lineage: Eukaryota; Metazoa; Chordata; Mammalia; Rodentia; Sciuridae
Gene: Ncbp1
Product: nuclear cap binding protein subunit 1
Exons: 23
Coding region: 350-2722 (790 amino acids)
Biological process (GO): nuclear-transcribed mRNA catabolic process, nonsense-mediated decay; mRNA export from nucleus; regulation of mRNA processing
Cellular component (GO): nucleus; nuclear cap binding complex
Molecular function (GO): RNA cap binding; protein binding; mRNA binding
Source: RefSeq, a predicted model, not a curated record